Cololabis saira (Pacific saury) is the source of this 1955-nucleotide messenger RNA. Its product is annotated as keratin, type II cytoskeletal 8-like. Lineage: Eukaryota; Metazoa; Chordata; Actinopteri; Beloniformes; Belonidae. The coding region runs from base 84 to 1730 and encodes 548 amino acids. The record is from RefSeq and is a predicted model, not a curated record. Gene Ontology annotation, cellular component: keratin filament. The transcript has 9 exons. Gene Ontology annotation, molecular function: structural constituent of skin epidermis. Gene Ontology annotation, biological process: keratinization; intermediate filament organization.
GUCUAUCUGCCUGGAUCUCAUUCCCUCUGCAGAGUCUCUUCUCAUCUCACACCACCUCUGUGCCCUAGACUCCCUCCGCGAUCAUGUCUGUCAGAGCUGUGAAGACCACCACCCUCUCCAGUGUGUCAUCCUCCAGGGGCCCCAGCCAGGGCUACAGCAGUCGCUCCUUCUCCGGCUACGGAGGCCAUGGCAUGGGGAGUUCCAGACAGAGCUACGCCGUCCGGAGCUCCUAUGGAGGCGUGGGCAGCUGUGGUGCAGGUGUGGCUGCUGGGGGGUUCAGGGGGUUUGCAGCUGGAGGCUCUGGACAAAGAGGAGGUGGAGUGGAGUUUGGCUAUCUCGGCUUUGGAGGAGGUAUGGGAGCUGGCAUGGCAGGUGAAAUGGUGGCCCCCAUCACGGCGGUGACUGUGAACAAGAGCCUACUGGCUCCCUUAAACCUGGAGAUCGAUCCCAACAUCCAAGUAAUCCGCACCCAGGAGAAGGAGCAGAUCAAGACCCUGAACAAUCGCUUUGCAUCCUUCAUCGACAAGGUCCGCUUCCUUGAACAGCAAAAUAAAAUGCUUGAGACCAAGUGGAAGCUUCUGCAGGAACACACCACAUCUCACUCCAACAUCGAUAGCAUGUUCGAGGCCUACAUUGCCAACCUCCGUAAACAGCUGGACAACUUGGGACAUGAAAAAUUCAAACUGGAAUCAGACCUGAAUCACAUGACAGGCCUGGUGGAGGACUUCAAAAACAAGUAUGAGGAAGAGAUCAACAAGCGUAAUGAGUGUGAGAACAACUUUGUCCUUUUAAAGAAGGACACAGACGCAGCCUAUACGGUGAAAGUGGAGCUGGAGGCCAAACUGGACGCGCUCUCUGAUGAGAUUGACUUCCUCAGGCAGAUCUAUGAUGCAGAAAUCAAUGAGCUGCAGAGCCAGAUCAAGGACAUUUCUGUGGUGGUGGAGAUGGACAACAGCCGUAAUCUUGACAUGGACGCCAUCAUCGCUGAAGUGCGUGCGCAGUACGAAGAGAUUGCCAACAAGAGCAGAGCAGAGGCUGAGCUGUGGUACCAGAACAAGUAUGCAGAAAUGCAGCAGUGUGCAGGAAGAUAUGGUGACGACCUGAAGUCAACCAAGGCUGAGAUCGCUGACAUGAACCGCAGGAUAAUGAGACUCCAGUCCGAAAUUGACAUGGUUAAAGCACAGCGUAAUAGUUUGGAAGGUCAGAUUGCAGAGGCAGAAGAGCGAGGCGAACUGGCAAUCAAGGAUGCUAAGCUCCGCGUCAGAGACCUGGAGGAGGCGCUCCAGAGAGCCAAACAGGAUAUGGCCCUGCAAGUCCGCCAGUACCAGGAACUGAUGAAUGUCAAGUUGGCUCUGGACAUUGAAAUUGCCACUUAUAAGAAAUUGCUUGAAGGAGAGGAGAUCAGGUUGGCAACAGGAAUCAAGACAAAUGUGACUAAGCAGAGCUGCAUGAAUUACAAUGCCUACAGCAUGGAGAGUUCUCGCAUCCCGUCCUACGUCAGCUCUUCCUAUGAUGGAAUGAAGUCUGUCGGGGGAUCAGUCUCUGCCCUUGAAGGUGGGGUGGUCAAGAGCACAACAGUAACAAAGACCGAGGCAACAAAGACCGAGGCGGUGUCGAUCAAGGCCGAAGAGAAAGAAGAGGACAAGGAAGAGAAAGAGGAACAGCAGGAUCAGGAUCCUGAGGAGAAGAAGGAGGAGCAGGCGGAGGCUGAACCCGUGGCUCAAGAGUAAUGUUGUCUUAAAGCGUUUUAGUUUCAAGCUUGUAGGUUAAGAAAAAUUCCACCCUCUCGACAUUUGUUUUCACUUCAUUAAUGUCCCCCAAAAUAAAUUGAAUCUUUCAGCUGAAACUGGUGUAGACACACCUUCUUUCCUGACAUCUCUGAUGGAGUUGUGCUAUGACUGAGAUUUUGUUAAAACUCCUUUGGUUGAAUAAAUUCAUAACUGUCAACAACAGUA